UUUGUUUUAUUAAAAGCAAAUAACUAAACAAACAAAGUAUGAGUUCAAUAAAUUUUCACGUUUUUUCUAACAUACAUAUAGUACGCUAAUUUAAAAAGAAAUCAAUAAUUAUUGAAUUAAAAACUAGGGCUUUCUUUUUUGCCACACAAAAUAAGAUAAGAACCAUAAAGUGUGUAUGUAGUUAUACGAAAUGAAACAUAUAUACGUAUUUUUCAUACAGAAUAACAAAAUUUAUUAGCAUCUGUUUCUAUACAAUUAAAAUAUUUGCUCCCCUGUAGAGAAGUUUAUUGAAAUAUUUUUGUUUCUUGUUUUCUCCGCCAGAGAGCGCUGUUUACCCUGUUAAAUGGAUUGUCGUAUCUUCUUAUUCUCUACAAAGGCAUAGGAAGUUUAAACGAAAUGCAGUUAUGCGUUUUUUUAUGGGACACUUCAUUAAUUUUUUUUCUCCAGUUUGUUUUUUUCUGCUUGUUUCAUAUUUUUUACGUUGUGAUCGGAAAAUGAACCCUUUAAUGAGCUUUAAAUCAGUUUGUCAUAGUCAUUUGAUGAUGGGUUAUGUUUUUUUUAAAGCAUAUUAGCUUCUGUAAACUUCUAAAUGCUUGUGCUUAACUUACUUUUUAAAGUUAGUUGUCCAUAAUUAGUUUAGUCCAUACGUUUUUUUUCUCAACAUGUAAGUUUAAUAAAGAAAGCUUUUUAUUUUUUGUCAGACUGCUUCCGUUUGUUGUGGAGGUAGUACUGUAAACGGUUUUGUUUCGUGGUUCCCAUAUCUUGUUUUUCAGACGCCCCGUAAACGCACCUUCAGACUCGUCUCGCUGCCCAUCCCACAAUGCCUUUCGGCGUGGCUUCAUUUGUUUUGCGUCGAGAUCAGCUGAGCUCGCGAGUCGCUGCAGUGAGUGGACUCCUGCCAGCGGCUCGGGACUCCUCGGCGUCUGUACGCUGGCAUGGACAUCGUUUUAAACCUUCCGAUUGGACUGGAAGCUAACAUUAUUUUAUAAAACUUACAUUUAAAGUCUUUUUUUUUUAUCCUUAACGCAUAUCAACUCUGUAUUUUAAAUCAUUUUUUAUCAUGCUUGGAACUAUUACACUCGGACUAUUUUCAAAGUAAGAGCAUCCUUUGGAGACUGCAUAUUUUUUUCAAUGACCCGGGAGCGGGCUGUACUAUGUCCAGACGAAAACAGAACAACCCUUUCAAAGUUAACUGGCCGUUCCACACUACAGGCUUGACAGGACUUCAGAACGCAGCCAACAUGAACGGGGGGGAUGAUUUCACAGAUGACGGUGAAUGCCUCAGUCACAAUUCCCAUGGAGUCCAAGGACGGGAUAGCCUCACAGAAGAAAGCGAUAGUGACCCUGACAACCAGGGCGAAGACUCUUCCUCCAACACCUCUGCCGACGACCACAUGACCACCAAGAGAUCGCGGUGCCACCUGCAAGGAGCGGGGGUCAAAGAAGAGAGUGAAGAAGGCGGAGAUUACAUCAACAGCUUCGUUUGCCCUCUUUGCUCGCUGGAUUUCAGCAGCCCUGAUCGGCUCAUCUCACAUGUCUACCAGCACACAUCUAUGAUGAGCAACAGCAAGAGCUAUGUGUGCCCAGUAUGUGGGCGAGCCCUCAGUUCUCCUGGCUCGCUUGGACGGCAUCUUCUCAUCCACUCGGAGGACCGCCUCUCCAACUGCGCUGUCUGCGGCGCACGAUUCACAGACACCACCAACUUAAACAGGGAGAAACUUAAGGAUGUUCUUGACUCCUGCAGGAUGGAUGCCAACAGUGCAAGGGAUUCCUGCUCCAUGUCCCAGUCCCUCUCCAGCAGCCCCAUGAGCAGCCCGGGUUCUGGUUCACAUCCCUGCCAGGAACAGGGUCCAAGUUCCAGUUUGUGUCAGGGUUCAGGUUCAUGUCACGCUCCUGAGCUGAAUCCCAGCCCAUGCCACGCCCCUCGUGCAUGCCAGGGCUCGGGUCACAUGUCCAGCCAGUGUCAAGGCCCCAGAGCGUGUCACAGCUCAGAUCCUACAUGUGGACCGUGCUCAGGCCCAGGACCGUGCACAGCGUCUGACCAAGCCUCCUCCUUUUCUUCGCUGCCCGACAAUCUCCUCUCCGAAGGGCCAUCACUGGCAUCCAUCCCUGAUGCUCUCAGCUCCUCUUCCUCUGGACUUCCUCCUAUUCCUGACAUACUGAGUCCAAUGCCAGUGUGUCCAGCAGGAGUUCUGCUCGUGUGCAACAACUGCAUGGCCUAUCAGCAGCUGAUGGAAUCCCAGUCACCGCUGCGGAAAUGGGCUCUGCGUCGGAAGAACGAACCGCUGGAGGCCCGGCUGCAGCGCCUCGAGCGUGAGCGCACAGCAAAGAAGAACAAGCGAGCGUGCGAGACGGAAGAGGAACGCGAAAUAAGGAGGCUUCGGGACCGUGAGGCCAAGCGGAUGCAGAGGAUGCAGGAGACGGAGGAGCAACGGGCACGCAGGUUGCAGAGAGACAGAGAGGCCAUGCGCCUGAAGAGAGCCAACGAGACUCCAGAGAAGAGGCAGGCCAGGCUGAUACGUGAGAGAGAGGCAAAGAGGAUCAAGCGGCGGCUGGAGAAGAUAGACCCUGCUCUGAGGACGCAGAUAGAGCAUGAUCCGGCUGCAAUGGCUGCGCUCACAGCUGACAUGAACCUCUUUCAGUUCCCUUGCCCCAUGCCCGUCCCCUCCAUUGAUAAUGGGCUCUUCAUGAAACUGCCCUUAUUGGACCAGGCCACAGGAAGGGAGGGAACAGCUGGUCUGUAGUUGCGUUUUGUACAUUGUGCCAUCUGGUCGCCAUGGUUACAGUGGAUGGUUUUAUGCAGCUUCUUUUACGUGAAACGACUUCAUACAGACUGAAGUGACAAUUUAAAAAAAAAACAUUUCUAAUUUAUUACAGUAUAUAUGAAACCCUGGAAUCAGGGUUAAGAAUGUUCCUUGUUUAAUGGAAAAUGUUAUAAUUGCAUGUUGUAAAGAGAUUUAUCUUUGUCAGUGGAAUCACAGAUUUUCCAGUUCACUCUACUGGGAGCAGUAAUACUUCCUUGGAGGGAAAAAAAAAUCUUUUGCACAUGGACCAUGAGCGUGGGAGUGGCCGUUUUAAAGCCACAGCGCUCUCUCCUUUCUGGUCCACCUCGCCAACCCAGUAACCCUGAUGCAUUGGUAGUUAUACCUCUCUCCCUCAAGCUGCUACCGUGGACCGUUCAAUACCAAUCUACUACCUCAGCUGGUGCAGCGGCCGUGCUCCGGCCUGCGGCUCACUUCAUUUCAACUUCAAGCUUCCAAAGCUCUGUCAGGACUGGCCGGGACGACAGAGCAGGCAGGCUUGCUCGUCUAGAGUUUGUAUUUAUCAUUCCGGCACUUGAAUAGGACAUGCAUUCACAGGAACAAUAACACUAGUUCAGUGUGCUUUUUUUAUUUUUUUAUGGGGAGCAUAGUGGUUGAUGAACAAAUGAAUGGUUUGUCUUAUUGAACAUGCCCAGUGUUGAGCAAAAUUCCAUCAUUUCUUUAGUCCAGCUUUCACAUCCAUUACACUCUGUUUGCUUAGUGUUGAAUCUCUUUUAUACACUCCACAUAUCAAACAUUUUUCUGUUACAAAGUCCUACUUUGGCUCACAGGAACUUGAUCUGUGCUGCUGUUUUUGUACUGUACAAUACAUGUGUUACCUCGUCAAUAUUAUGGGCUCAUCACAUUAAGGUAUAAGUGCUCAAAUGUUGUUAAGUGGUUAGAAAGAGAAGGAAAAAAAAAACCUUAAAUGUUACCUGUUGACCUCAUAGUUGGAUAUAUUACUUGAAUUAUGCCUGCAAGGAUGCAUUUGUUUUUGUGCUCAUGAGCAAACAUAAAUGUUGGUUCUUAGUAUUGCAAAAAGAAUCCCACUUGAAUAAUAACCUCUGCUUUGUGCAAUUUCUGUAGCAUUCGGAUGCUUAGUAAGCUGCAGUAUUUUCAAAAUGGGUAUUGUUACCACUCGAGUUUUAAGCAAUUGUAAGUAAGUUGGGGUAAGUUUCAUUAUAAUAGAAUAUUGAAGUAUACUCAUUAAUCUCAUUCCAGUGCAUUUAUGCAAUAUGACAUAAUUUUGUAAAAUAGUUUGGAAUAUUUUAUUGGUAGAACAUAGGGUUGUUGUGUCAUUUUUUUAAAUUUCUUUUCUUGCAUCUUUUAGUGAACAGUUUUGGAACAGCUGUUUGAGUCACUCCUAGAUCAGCCAGAAUCCAUAUUUUUACUCUCAGUCCUGAUAUGAGUCUUUAUUCUUGGUCUUCUUUGAGAUCUGCUGAAAUAAAAACUGCAGAACUGUAAAAAAAAAAAAUCAAUUAUUAAUGCAGAACCCAAAGGCUCUGGAAAAAAAACAAGAGAUUUUUAAAUAAAAUAAAGUUCGUUGAACAAAUGAUUUUUUUUCUACACAAGCAUCAAUAGAAUUGUUGUUGGUUAAGCUAAAAUAAAAGAAAAAUAUUUUAAAUUCUAGCAGUUACAUUUAGUUAUCUCCAUUAACUGAGGCAUACCUGCAACUUGGUUACGUUAAGGGUGUUCUAGGAGUGAAUCAAACUUCUAUGCAACAGCAAAUAAAAUCCCUUUUCACAGAAACUAUGCAGAAUGCAAUUUACAUGUUCUUUUUUUUUUUUUUUUUUAUAUGGCUUAGACUCAAAAAUGAGAAAGCCACCUUCUCAGUCAACCUAACUCAGUGAGAAGGCUAAGAGUCUUUGGUUCCAUGAGGUGCAUUCAUCAGCCUCACGCUCUGACAUUGUUUUUAAGAGACAUUUGGUUGUCCUUCAUUCAUUACAUGGAAUCAACAGGGUCUCACUGCCAUUUGGUUUAGGCCUUUCUAAAAAGGGCAAAUAAUCAUUUUGGACAAACGUUUCAGUUGUUCCUGCAAUUUCUUAAAUCAGGAACAUUAGGUUUUCCCAGAGGUCGCUCGUUUGAUCCCCAGCAAACGUCUAGAAGUGGGAGAACUGUGGACUCGGUCCUAAGAGCAUUGCGCUCGUCUUUGAUUAAGUAAACUGCAUGUUAUAAACUGCGCUUGUACUAGAAUGGUUCGAUUUUAACUUGUGUUCUACUUAAAUUUUAUUGCCUGCCUUUUUUUGUUACUGUUUUAUUAAAGUGUUUUUAUUUAAAAAAAAAAAAAAGCAUCUUAAUAUUGAUUGUCAGGAUUUUCAAUCAAUGUCCAUGUUUACACAAUAAAUAGCUGACAAACGGCCAAACUAAUGAGAGAAACUGCCAACGUCCAGCUGGCUGUGGUAUGAAUGCAUUCUGAUUGGGUAGCACUUUUGAGGUGCCAUCCAUUGUUACUCAACUAUUAGGAGACAGAUAAUAUUGAGUCCUGGUAAAGAAUGUGGUAAUAAACAUCAACUUUAAUA
Messenger RNA from Oryzias latipes (Japanese medaka), 5320 nucleotides. RefSeq names its product zinc finger protein 821 (gene znf821). Lineage: Eukaryota; Metazoa; Chordata; Actinopteri; Beloniformes; Adrianichthyidae. Gene Ontology annotation, cellular component: nucleus. The record is from RefSeq and is a predicted model, not a curated record. Gene Ontology annotation, biological process: regulation of transcription by RNA polymerase II. Gene Ontology annotation, molecular function: RNA polymerase II cis-regulatory region sequence-specific DNA binding; DNA-binding transcription activator activity, RNA polymerase II-specific.